Molecule: messenger RNA, 1351 nt
Organism: Gloeophyllum trabeum ATCC 11539
Lineage: Eukaryota; Fungi; Basidiomycota; Agaricomycetes; Gloeophyllales; Gloeophyllaceae
Product: pectin lyase-like protein
Exons: 8
Coding region: 15-1271 (418 amino acids)
Biological process (GO): carbohydrate metabolic process
Molecular function (GO): polygalacturonase activity
Source: RefSeq, a predicted model, not a curated record
GACCCCUCCAAAAGAUGUACAGCAGACUCCUCGCCAUCCUGAGCCUCGGAGUGCUGGCUACUGCCCUGUCUUCCGACCCGUGCACGGUAGCACACUCUGCAGAUUCCGAUGACUCGCCGGCGGUGUACGCGGCAGUCUCUUCAUGUCCUUCUGGCCAGCCUAUCGUUUUCGCUCCGAACACGACAUACAACAUCUACACGCCCCUGGUGUUUAACAAUUCCGACCUUACUCUGAGCAUCCAAGGAAAUUUGAGUCUGCCUGAGAAUAUCACGCAGGUCCAGGCGGGAGUGAACGCUAGUGCGAGCGGGUUCUGGUUCUACUUCACCGGGAGCAGGGUAAAUGUCACUGGAAGUACUGACCCGUAUAACGGGUGGAUCGAGAGCCAUGGCCAGCAAUGGUGGGACGUUUCCAAUCAAGUGGCGCGACCCCACCUCUGGGGCUUUGCGGUAAAUGAUGGCUACAUGUACAACCUGAAGUUCCUACAGCCGAUCGCAUGGACCGUUAGUCUCUCAGGCGCGAACAACGUCUACGCAGGUAACACCCUCAUCGAUGCCCGCUCAACUGGCGGUUUCCCAUUCAACACGGACGGAUUCGACGCUACCGGCUCCAACCUGCUCAUCGAAGACUCGGUUAUAUACAACGGUGACGACGCCUUCGCCGUUGGGCAGAACUCUGUCGGGUCGACCAAUAUCACCUUUCGCCGCGCGUUCGUCGGCUUCCAGUCGCAUGGAUGCUCCAUUGGCUCGCUAGGCAAAGACCCGACCAAACCGGCGAAUGUCUCGGAUAUACUCGUGGAGGAUGUUUUCCUGGAGAACACCCUCUACGGUGCGAGAUUCAAGAGCUGGAUGGGUGGGACCGGCUUUGCCAAGAAUGUAACGUACAGGAAUAUCGGAGUGAGGAACGUCACUUUCCCGCUGUACCUGACCCAGUCCUAUGUCGACCAAAACUCCCCCGGCGCACCCCGCGUCAACAACGCCUCGGUGAUCAUGCAAAACUUCACUUACGAAAACUUCUUCGGCGACAUUAAUACGUUCCACCCGGGUGAUGGGAGUUGCGUUACAGAUCCUUGCUGGUACUAUGAACCGGGUGCCGACGGAACUCAGGCAGCAAUCCUGCGGUGCAAUGCGGGUGCUUGCCAGGACUUCACCCUCAAGAACAUUAAUCUGAGGCCACAGAGCGGCGUCCCUGCCACAAUUCUUUGCAAUAAUCUUCCGAUUGACUCGCCGGAUCUAGGUAUUGUAUGUCAGAAUGGAACGUUCGUGGAGACCUGAUAGCUACGUGUGUGAGUCUACGGAUGUUUCCGGAGCUGUGUCUUUUCAGGCUAUCAGAGAAGAUGGAUAGUCACUGCCUC